This is a messenger RNA of Spodoptera litura, 1704 nucleotides long. RefSeq lists its product as uncharacterized. NCBI's taxonomy places the organism in Eukaryota, Metazoa, Arthropoda, Insecta, Lepidoptera, Noctuidae. The record is from RefSeq and is a predicted model, not a curated record.
UCAUACGACUGUUAGACUGUAUUUUAAGGCAAUAUGGAAUUCGUCAAAAUUGUGAUUUAUUGUUUAAUUUUAAUAUCAACUUGUUUCGCCGAUGUGAACAUUACUGUUACUAAUUUGACGGAUUUGGAACAUCAACUAAAUGUAAAUAAAAGAGAAAAGCAAUAUCUACUAGAAGAUGAUCCCUCAGAAGGAUCGGAGCAGAAGAGAGAUGGUAGACAAAGCACUCCUAGAAACAAUCAAAUUGAUCUUAAAGCAAACCCGAAUGCUACAAAAGUUCGCAUUUAUUCAAAGGUAGUUACAACAACACCAAAACCAACCAUGAAACAAGUACUUACGAAACCAUUACGAGCAGACACAAUCCCACAAAGAAUUCCAAUAAAAAUACCAAUUGUCCUCAAAACAGCUAAAGUCGUACCUACUGCAGCAAAUGCUUUACGGAUGAAGAUAUUAGAAAGUAAAUAUAAUGAAACGCUUGCUAAUCGAGAGAAACUAGCUUCAAAUAAUAAUCAACCUUCAACAUUUGUACCUAAUGAGAGCCGUCUAAGUGACGAUGUAAUUUUAACUGUUGAAGAUAUAACUCGAACUGGUAAAGAAUCAAGUGACAAUAACGAUAGAGAUACCGAAGAAUUAAAAGGCAAAAUGUAUGAGGAAGAAAUAACACCAGUUAAUAUUAAAAAUCCUAUACAUUACUUUAUAGACGAACCUGAGCCGCUGCCACCAAAAAUACAUCGCAUGCUUGACAUUGAUAACAAAGACACUGAUCCAAAUAACAUGAAAGAGAUACCAGUAGCAAAGAAACAAAAAAGUAAACUUACAAAAGAUGAAAUCAAAUCUAAAAUGUAUUAUAGUGACUUGGAUAAUGAUCCAGAAGUUACGAGGAUUUCUAAUGGAACACACUUGAUUAGUAUUCAGAAACUUCCUUAUGAUGACAGAGUGUUUCGUAAUGGGGUACAAGAAAUGGCAACCGAGGAAAGAAUUAUUAAUAAACCGCCAAAGCCUAAACCAGUAAUAGCAAAGGAGACAGUACCUCAGAAACCUGACAAUACUAUGCCAGUUGUAGAAGAAAAUAUCAUAGCUGGAGUUUUGUUUGAUGGUGCGAGUAAGGAGGCAAAAGAUCAAAGCUGCAUUACAAUAAGAAAUCAUAAUUACGAAGAGGUAGAAGAAAAAUCUCCUCUAUCAACACCGAUCUCUGUUCAACCGAUUUAUAACGAUUUCGAUCAAGACUACUUGAGAUAUCUGCAAAAUGUCUAUUAUAACCCUUAUAACCAAGCCAUUAACGAUCAAUAUCGAAGAAAUUAUGGGUUAAUACAAAGCUCCCCGAAUAUUGGUUUGAUCGACAAUAACGACCCUUCCCUAAACAAUGCAGAAACAAUCCAACCUUACUACCCGAAUACUGAUUAUCAAAACUGUGUUAACAAAAACGAAAUUCUACUGCAAAUUGACCAAAAUUCAGAUAAUCAUCAAGAAAAUAAUAAACAGAAUAGAAUCUGGAAGAACUGGAAAGACGUUGAAAUUAAAAUACGGAAAGCUGAAGACCCAAUUGACAUUGACAUAAGGACUAUGAUCGAAAAUAGUGAUGACAUUUUGAAGAACGAUUUGAUCGACAGUGCGUCAACGCCAUCUGUUAGACGAUACGGGAAUUUAUAUAGCAGGAAUGGAAUCUUUUAUCCAUAUUUCAGUUCGAGCAAUAAGAAUACACAAUGA